This is a messenger RNA of Cricetulus griseus (Chinese hamster), 1674 nucleotides long. NCBI's taxonomy places the organism in Eukaryota, Metazoa, Chordata, Mammalia, Rodentia, Cricetidae. The record is from RefSeq and is a predicted model, not a curated record.
AUGGGUUGUAGUUUGAACAAGCUGGAGAAACAUGAAGAGAAGCGGCCUGGGAACAUUUACUCAACUCUCAAGAGACCUCAGGUGGAGACAAAGAUAGAUGUGACCUAUGAAUACCGCUUCCUAGAGUUCACCACGCUGACUGCCGCUGAGCUUCCACGGACCUCGGCUGUGAGGUUAGCUUCUCUACAGGACCUGCCUGCCCAGCUCCUGGAGCUGUACCAGCAAGGCUUCUCAUUGGCUGCCCUGCACCCCUUUGUGCAGCCCGUGAACAGGCAGGAGAAGAUAUUCCUCGAGCACAUCUUUAGGGCCAUCCUGGUCAAGAAAACCAACAGGUCUCAGAAGACCGAGCUUCACAAUGAAGGCUACAUCUUGGAACUGGAUGACUGCUCCUCCUUAGAACACCUGGCAGCCCAGAAGCUUGUCCCAGAGUUCAUUAAGAAGGUACAGGAGGCUGCAAGUCGGGGCUUGAAGUUCGUCUGUGUGGUGCCUCAGUACCAGUCCUCUGUGAACUCUGCAGGCAGCAGCCGUUCAGUGCCAGUUGCCAACAGAGUUACAGAUGCCAGGGAUGUGAAGCACCAUUUUGGGGACCAUGCAUCCUUGGAAAAUGAUAGCCCAAAGGCUGCAGAUGUGGAUACUGCCAUCGUGGGAGUGAACCUAACAACCCUGGGCUGUGAACCCAGCCCAGGCUCCACAGCGGAGGUGCAAAGUACCCAGCAGCCUGGCAUUCCCACUCCCUCAGAAGAGGCAGAGGCUGGCGAGUUUCCACUGCGGGAGUCGAGCCCAACACUGGAUGGACCGGAGGGUGACCCAUCAAAUGGACAUGAAGAGCUGCUCUCAAGGAAAAUGGAGAUCUUCGCCUUUUUCAACAGACCGAAGAGCCAGCAGAAGUGUCGGCAGUACUAUCCCAUCACCAUCCCCCUCCAGGUCUCCAAGAACGGCCAGACAGUGAGCAGUCUGGACGCCAGCUGGCUGGAGCACAUGAGUGACCAUUUCCGGAAAGGCGGUGUGCUGGUGAACGCCAUCUUCCACCUUGCCAUGGCCAAUGACUCCUUCUAUGGCCUGACAGAUGGAGUAUUCAUCUUUGAAGCUGUUUCCCCAGAAGAUAACAAAACCACACAGGGCUACGACGCUAUUGUUGUGGAACAAUGGACAGUCCUGGAAGGUGCAGAGGUGCAAACAGACUACAUCCCCCUGCUGAACUCACUGGCGGCCUACGGAUGGCAGCUCACCUGUGUGCUGCCAACUCCCAUACUCAAGACUAGCAGGGAAGGGAAUGUGUCCACCAAGCAGAUUGUGUUUCUUCAGAGACCAUGUCUACCUCAGAAAACCAAGAAGAGGGAAUCGAAGUUCCAGUGGCGAUUCUCCCGGGAAGAGACACAAAGCAGGCAAACGAGGAAAUCCAAAGGUAAACGCAGUACCAGAGACAAGCAGCAAGCAGAGGAGAAUGAGAAGAAUCUAGAAGACCAGUUUCCCAAGGCUGGAGAUGUAGGAAACUGUGUGCUGGGGACACAGCAGUGGGGCAGAGCCUCUGAGGUCAGGGAGCAAAGGCAGAGCUUGGGGGCUGUGCAGAAUGGCCCUGCUGGCCACAACAGGGACUCGGUGGCCCCCAGGCACUCAAAUCCCAGAGUGGAAGAUGGGCUUGCUUUGGGGGCUGCUCCAGCAGAGGCAAAUUGA